CAAUAUUGACAAUACACCCCCCCAGUGGAGGUCACUAUAAACGUAAAAUAGUACUCGUGGUUUUCUGGACAUGACUUCUACCGAAAACGAACUAGGGCAUGACUUUUGGAGCUCCAAGUUUUACGACCAAGGUCGCACCCCUUGGCACAAACAAGAGUUCCAUCCGAAAUUGAAGGCCAAUUUAGGAUUCUUUCCGAAGACAACCGAAGCCAAACGGUUUCUGUUACCCUUAUGCGGUAAAUCCGUGGAUUUGAUCCAUUUGUACAACUUCUGCUCCAAGUGGACCAUUUUGGGGGUGGAAUUUGUGGAGCAGGGUUGCCGUAGUUUCUUCCAGGAGCAAAAUCUGGAAUACGACGUGGAGGAUAAACAGGGUGGCUUGAAAAUCUUCAAGAGCAAAGAUGGACGCCUUCAAAUGUUUUGUGGAGAUUUCUUCAAAAUGGACCCAGACCUGAUUGGAGGAACUGUUGAUUACGUUUGGGACCGAGGAUCUUUGGUAGCAAUAUCACCGUCCAAAAGAGAACAAUAUAUGCGAGUCAUUAAUAAGCUGCUCUCUCCCACCUACGUGUAUUUGCUCUCAACUAUUGAGUAUGAUCCCGAUGUCCGGGGUGGACCUCCCCAUUCGAUUCCUUUUGGGGAUGUUAAUACAUUAUUUGAGGACGCUCAAAUUCGGAUUUUGGAAAACCAAGUCUUAGACAAUCCGAAUGAUCUCAUGAAAGAGAAUUUAUUCCUGAUAACUGAGAAAUCUCCAAAAGACGUGGUUAGUUAUUGGCAAGGUCGAUGGGUGGAAGGUCAAUCUCAAUGGCAUUCCAACGAACCCCACUUCAGUCUGGUGAAGUAUCUAGAUAAACUCAAGGAUGGUCGAGAUAAUUUGACAAUUUUUGUACCGCUUUGCGGGAAAAGUGGCGAUUUGAUCUACUUGUACAAACAAGGCUUUUCCGUGAUUGGACUGGAAGGUGUGCAUUGUGUGGUUGAGAGCUUCUUUAAGGAUCAUGAUUUGGAAUACAAGAAAGAAGUAUUGCCGGAAAUCAAGGGGUUCAAAUACGAGACUUUGGAUGGUCAAUUGAAGAUUUUUUCGUGCGACAUUUUUGAAAUGCAACCCGGUGUAAUGGGUCAGGUGGAUGCGGUUUUUGACCGUGGAUCAUUCGAGGCCAUUUUGGAAGAAGAUCGACCUCGAUACAUGGACUUGAUGACUAAGAUCCUUGCGACCAAGUUUAGAAUCAUCUUGAAUGGCUACGAGUAUGAUAACACUGUAUUUAAAGGGCCUCCCAGGCAUGUUGAUCACAAAGUGGUCGAGGAAAUGUAUGGAAACCUGGGAAAAGUCGAGAUCUUGGAAGCAACCGAAAAUGGAACCCAACCUCAGCGAUUCAACUUGUCCAAAAUGACCAAGUUCAUCUACUUCAUUUCUCGGGAAAGAAUGGAAAACUAAUAAUGUAUGUUACCUUCGUCACCAGGAGAAAUAUAGUCUGAUUCAUGCAUGCA
Molecule: messenger RNA, 1479 nt
Organism: Tigriopus californicus
Lineage: Eukaryota; Metazoa; Arthropoda; Copepoda; Harpacticoida; Harpacticidae
Exons: 7
Coding region: 71-1426 (451 amino acids)
Molecular function (GO): thiopurine S-methyltransferase activity
Source: RefSeq, a predicted model, not a curated record